CUUCAAAAUGUUGCCCUUCAAGGAAAUGCACCAUCCAGCUAGCUUGAAAUGUUUCGAAACGGCCUCGGUCCUCGCAGCUGCCCUUGCAAGCACACACACACAAAGCAAAGGCAAAGCUUCGUGCCCCCAGUCUCAAGAGCUUGAGUAUUGGUUUGGCGCUGUUUGGCGUUGGGAAAGCCGAAAACCAUGCUAUGCAUAGCAUCACACUCAGGCCGGAUUCAUACAGGGCAUGUGGUGGGAGGUCAUCUCAAGAUGCAUGCCGCCAUCCCUGCGAGGUGAUGCAGACCAUCGCCGAAAUCAAACACGGGCUGAAUUACAUUUGGGGCAAGGAGAGCGACUUGAACGAGACCUACGAUUUUGAGUUCUCUGGGGGGUCUUGGUCUUGCGUUCGAACCAAUGCCGCAGACUCUAGGAAGUUUCGUGUUGUCUUCGAUGCAACCAAUUGCCGUUUGUGGUGGGGCCAGUCCUACUUCAUGGAUCCCGCUGACCUGGCCAAGAAACCCGAACGGGUGCAGUGGUAUCGCGCAGCAGAUCAAGCGAAAAGCCGCGCAGCUUUCGUUUGGCGCAGGCUGAGGGCCAAACCGGGUGCCAAACCGGGUGCCCAGGCAGCGCUUCCGCGUCGGCCGGAGCCCGAUCGAGCCCCGCGACGGAGCCCGCCGUCGAAGGAGAGCGAGAAGCGCGAGGCAAGGACCAAAGUCCCCGUCCCACUGCCUGAAAUCAUGCUCGAUUUGGAGGAGGUGCUAGUGAUCUACAAGCCGCCACACUGGAAAGUGGAACUCCCCGCCAAAGACGCGCAGGAUGGCUUCUUCUUGCCCAGCUGGCUGCGAGAAAGGGUUGAGGGCAUCGAUCCAAAGCUUUUCGAGGUGGAGUCGAAUCCCGCGCUCUCCGGCACCGGCUUCGGGCCGCUGUCGCAUCGCAUUGACCAGGAGACCAGCGGGCCCUUGUUGGCGGCAAGGACCGUGGUUGCUCACAAGCACCUGCGAUCGCAGUUCCACAAGACGGAGGUGUCGAAGCGCUACGUGUGCCUGGUGCAUGGUCGAGUCAACAGCCCCAGCGGCGUCCUGGAUGCAUCCAUUCGGACACUCCGAACGGAUGCAACAACACGGUCGGAGAUCUCGGCUGCAGGUGAUUGGGCAGAGACUCAGUACCAAACCAUAGCGACCUUCGAAUCCGGAGCCUAUGGCGGAGCCUACAGCCUGCUGGCCUGCGACAUCACCUCCGGCCGUACGCAUCAGAUCCGGGUGCACAUGCAGCACUUCGGGCACUCCUUGGUGUCAGACGACAAAUAUGCGUCACAGAAGCUUGAGCAGGAUCGCACGUGGUGCCCCCGUCUCUUCCUGCACUGCUACCGCCUGUGCUUCCGGGACAUGAGGAGACGGGCGCAGGUGGUGAUUUGCCCUUUGCCGGAUGACCUGAAGGCUGCGCUCACCAGACUCGGGGCCGCAGAAUGCCCAUCGGACCUCUUGUUUGAAGAGACGUCCUGGCAGCGAGAGGUCUUUCGGCCGCCACACACCUCUUGGCGGCCUGGAACCGAGGUUCAAAGGCACGUGGCAUCCAUCCUCUCCAAAGUCAAUGAGCCGGUGCUUCUCGGCGAUUUGAACGCCGACCCGGAGUUGAAGAGGCUUUUGGCGAAGGAGAACAUCAAUGGCAUCAACAAAGCCUGGCUGGCAAAGAACUGGCACGCUUUUGAAGUACUCAACGUCCAUGACGAAGCAGCGUUAAGUCUGAAGCUGCGGCCCACGGAGGGCCCCGAGCUCCUGGAGCAGCAGAUCGAGGCGGUCCGGUCCGAGGUGGAGGAGCUUCAGAGGCAGAAGCAAAGAGCUGUUGCCGAGGAGCAGUACUUGCAGGCCGCGGAGAUCAAACGUCGGGUGGAGGCGGCUGCGGCGGAGCUGUCCUCGCUUUUGGCUCUCGAGGACACCGAGGACGGAGGUCCUGCCAGGCCGGCGCCCAAACCGGCGCAGUCCUUCCAGCAGGACGUGAGGGACGAGGCAUUGUUUCCAUCCCUGGGCGCUCCGAAGCUCCCUUCGAAACCUGAGCUGGAAGAUGUCGGCGAAGGUCAGACGGAGGUGCCGUCUUUGCAGGAGGCGAUCUUGACCUUUCUGGAUCGCAAGGAGGGCAGCAUUUGCCACAUCAACGAAAUCAACAACGAUCGGUCUCUCAAAGAGGUCAUGGCCAUGCAAGUGCCCAAAGCCACGGCUGUCAACAAGGCCUGGCUUAAGCAGCACGAGGAUGCCUUCACGCUCUUCCGGGGGUCCGACAACGAAAUGUACGUAGUGAAGACCCAGGCCGUGAGGGACCAGAAGGCCAAGGCCAAGGCGAAGGCGGAUGCCAAGAAAAUGCCCGCGUAUCACCAGGUCAUCCAGAAGGCUGACGUGGACGCCGCCCCUUUGGUGUACGAGUAUGGCAGCAACAAGAAGCCGGAGGACGGACAGGCGCCGACCUGGCAGGACAAGUUCCGGGAGGUGUUGCAGGCGGGGCGCCUCACUGCCCCAGAGCUGCUGGCGCGUGUGCCGCUCUUCGCCCCGGCGAUGGGUGCAAGCCGUCCACGGCAGCAGCAGGAUCUCCUGGUGACCUUUCUGCAAACCUGGCCAGACCUCUUCAAGGUGGAAAAGCAAGGCUCAGGAACGGAGCGACAGUAUGUGGUCUCGUUGAAGUGAUGCCGAGUGGCCAAGCUAUUGGACAGACCCGUCGAGAGU
This is a messenger RNA of Effrenium voratum, 2696 nucleotides long. The record is from the annotation of a GenBank genome assembly. NCBI's taxonomy places the organism in Eukaryota, Dinophyceae, Suessiales, Symbiodiniaceae.